Molecule: messenger RNA, 2868 nt
Organism: Trypanosoma cruzi
Lineage: Eukaryota; Euglenozoa; Kinetoplastea; Trypanosomatida; Trypanosomatidae
Product: trans-sialidase, putative
Exons: 1
Coding region: 1-2868 (955 amino acids)
Molecular function (GO): exo-alpha-sialidase activity
Source: RefSeq, a predicted model, not a curated record
AUGCUCUCACGUGUUGCUGCAGUGAAGGCACCCCGCACACACAACCGUCGCCGCGUGACCGGAUCGAGCGGAAGGAGGAGGGAAGGAGGAGAGAGCGAGCUGCAGAGACCCAACAUGUCCCGGCAUCUUUUCUACUCUGCGGUGGCCCUUCUCAUUGUUGUGAUGAUGUGCGACACUGGUGAUGUUGAAGCUGAUGCACCGGCGCCAGGCCCAGGAUCUUCACCGGAAAAUCAUUUUUUUUGGAGAAAUAAGAAAGAAGAAGAAAAAGUGGGUUCGCUCUAUGCUCCCAGUCUUCUUGAGGUGAAUGGUAAAGUGUUUGCCGUUGCCGAGGCGCAGUGCACGGGAAAAAAUGAUGCCGGUGAAGGCAGUUUCACUGGGAUUGCCUCGAAGCUCCUGACGUUGGAUAAGAAGCAAACAAAAGGGGAGUUGGAUGCGAGUAAAGUGAAGACACAAGUACUGGAGGAAUGUCCAUCCGAUAAAGCAAAAUGCGCCUCCCAACCAGAGGGCCAUGCUGUUUCCCAAAGCGAAACGAAAGUACUUGUGAACCGACCGACAACAGUCGUGAAACAAAAUGAAAUUUACAUGCUUGUUGGGAAAUACGGUCCUACAGCUGUUGUUGUUCCUCCGAAGAAUGGUGCCGAGGACUGCGGACUUUUGCUGGUGAAAGGAAAGGUUGGUGGUGAGAGCAGUGACAGUAUUAUUUGGGGAGAUACUGCUGGCGUCCCGUGCAUUUCUACUGUUGAAAAAGAAAAAGUAGGUUCGACACGACUGAUUGGCGGCGGCGGAUCGGGUGUUAAGAUGCAUGAUGAUACGCUUGUGUUCCCCGUGGAAGUCACGAAAAAGGAAGGUGAAGCACCAAAGGAUGGAAAGACCGUUUCGCUGCUCAUAUACACCUCCGGUAACGCUGCGAGCUAUACACUGUCGAAUGAGGUUCCUUACGAUGGCUGCAGUGAUCCCUCCGUUGCGGAGUGGAGGAAGGAGGACAAAAAACUCAUCAUGAUGACUGCGUGUGAUGAUGGCCGCCGCAGGGUGUACGAGUCCGCUGACAAGGGGGAGUCGUGGACGGAGGCACUCGGGACACUCUCGCGCGUGUGGGGCAACAAACAGGGCGCAGGAGCGAAGGCCGUUAGGAGCGGGUUUAUCACAGCGACAAUUGACGGUGAUGAUGAUAACAGAAAUGUGAUGCUCGUCACUCUGCCGGUGUAUCCCGAGAAGGCUGAUACAGGAGGCAAUGGAAAGGACAGACUCCAUCUUUGGCUGACGGACAAUACGCACAUUGUUGAUAUUGGGCCAGUAUCCGAUGAUGACGCUGCCGCCAGCUCCCUGUUGUACAAAAGUGGUGAAGGUGAAGAUACUAAUGAGGAGUUGAUUGCACUGUACGAGAAGAAGAAGAAGGGCGGUGAGAAAGAAAAACCAUCACCCGAUAUGGUCUCUGUGCUUCUGACUGCGCAGCUGCAGCGUGUGAAGGAUGUGCUGGCGACGUGGAAGAAAGUGGACGACCUUGUCUCCAAGCUGUGCCCCUCAAGUGCCGCAGAAAGUGCCUCACCUGAAGAUGCCUGCAGCCCUACUGUUAAGAUCACGGAUGGGCUGGUUGGCUUUUUGUCCGGCAACUUCUCUGAUAACACAUGGAGAGACGAGUACCUCGGGGUGAACGCCACAGUGAAGGACAAUGAUGGGGCGAAGAAGACGGAUAACGGCGUGACGUUCACGGGAGCGUGGGCGGAGUGGCCCGUUGGCAGUCAGGGGGAGAAUCAGCUGUACCACUUUGCGAACUACGACUUCACUCUUGUGGCGACGGUGUCCAUCCACGGCGUGCCGCAGGAGGGUUCUCCCAUUCCUUUGAUGGGUGUGAAGAUGAAUGACAGCGGGAAGACUGUACUCCUGGGACUGUCAUACAACGGCGGAGGCAAGUGUAUAUUAGUGUGCAGGGGCGGAACGAACACUGAGGGUCAAAGCGUGACUUUGGCGACGGAGGCAACACACCACGUGGUGAUUUUGCUACGGAACGGCACCCAGGGCUCCGCGUACGUCGAUGGUAAAAGUGUGGGUGGGGAUGUGCCGUGUGCAUUGGAGAAUAAGGAUUCAAAAGCGGUAUCCCACUUCUACAUUGGAGGGGGCGAACGCAGUGGAGACAGCGCAGGGAGCGAAGAAGACGUGUCUGUGACUGUGACGAACGUCCUGCUGUACAACCGCCCGUUGAAUGACGAUGAGAUUAAUGCGCUUAACACAAAACUUUCUAUUCCAAAAUCAAAAGUUACAAAAACAGUGAAGGGUACUCCACCAGUGGCAAGUAAACCAGUUACGCUGGAAAACGAAACUCCGUCUAGUCUUGGUGGGCAACAGCAGAGUGAACAGGAUUCGUUGAGGAAAAGUAAAGAUGAGGGGAGUGGCGUUUUAACCACGUCAGCGGUGUCCAGUGCCACGUCUUCCCCAGCAGCCAAAGAAUCCGAAGACCCGUCAGCGUCGGGAACAUCUCCCGAAGGACAUCCAAAUGCUGGUGUUGAUUCUUCGUCCGAGAGAGGUCAAACGGUGGAUGCCGAAACUGGAGAAAUGGUGCAAGGAGAUGGAACACAACAACCGUCAGUGGGCACUCCUGCCACAGCAGAUACAAAUGCCCCUACCGCUGAAACCAUGGCGCCAGAUGGAACCGCCGUGACACCUGAGGUGGGAGGGCACUCUGGUGAGAAUGGGGAAACGGCGGGAGGAACGGAUGGGCAGAAAAGGGAGGGCGAAGUAAAGGCUGCGGCACUCAGCAGCAGUCUCGGAAAUAUUUCACAGGGGAAUAACAGCGAUGCCGGCACCAUGUGUGGGAGCGGACUGCUGCCAUCGCUGCUUCUGUUGGGACUGUGGGGAUUUGCGGCUCUGUGA